UGACAAUUUGAAGGUUAUGAAUUAUGUUAUGUAGGAAACUUUUAAAAUUACUUCAUUUUAUUUUUAUUCAAGCGCGAGCGGCGGAGAAGUUAGUUGGGUAAUUAAUCCGUUUCGAUUUUAGUGAACGGUAGAUUUUACGCUAAUUUUUUUUAUAAGUUUAUUAAUAAAAAUGUGUUAGUGAUGGCUCCUAAUUAUAGCAAAGUUUUAAACAAACACAAGGCUCUUGCUGGAGCAGGAGCCUUAGGAACAAUUCUGCUUAUUAUUUUGAAAUAUAGGAAUAAACAGGGAAAACUUAACAAGAAAAAAGUACAAAAAGCCGUAGAAGAAGAGGUGAAAUAUUUAAUAUCGGAAAAAGGAGAAACUAAAAUCAAAGCACAAGUAGACAAGAAAUUCUUCUCCCAAUUAUCGCAACUAUUUGGAAUCGCCUGCCCAGGAUGGACCAGCCAAGAAAGUGGCUUAUUCUUCUUAAUCGCCUUAAGUUUAGUAUCCCGAUCUAUGUGCGAUUUGUGGCUGAUCAAUCAUGGUACUAAAAUCGAAAGUUCAAUCAUCGCAAUGGACCCAACUCUCUUCAAGCAACGCCUGCUCUACUACGUCUUAGCUAUUCCAAUAAUCUCAGUUGUAAACAAUGUCCUGAAAUACUCAAUAGGUGCUCUGAAAAUCCAACUACGGACUAACAUGACACGACAUCUCUAUGAGGAAUAUCUGAAGAAUUACACUUACUACAGAAUAUCAAAUCUGGACAAUAGGAUAUCCAACGCAGAUCAACUGUUGACGACCGACAUAGACAAGUUUUGUGAAGGAGUUACGGAUUUGUAUUGCAACACUGCCAAACCUUUGCUGGAUAUUUGUAUUUAUGUUUAUAAGUUAUCGACAACAUUGGGAGGGGGCACUCCUGGAAUUAUGCUGGUGUAUCUAUUAGUUUCUGGCGUAUUAUUAACGAAUUUGAGAAAACCAACAGCAAGAUUAACAGCGGGAGAACAAAAAUUAGAAGGUGAAUUUCGGCAUAUCAAUUCACGUCUAAUCACCCAUUCAGAAGAAGUAGCCUUCUACAACGGUAACUCUAGAGAAAAGGCAACUCUCAUGGCCAGUUACAACAAGCUUUUAAAUCACUUAAGGAAGUUCUUAAGGUUUAGAGUCGCAAUGGGCGUCGUGGACAACAUUGUUGCUAAAUAUUUUGCCGGAGUAGUAGGAUUUUGGGUCGUGUCGUUGCCAUUUAUGACAAGUGGACACAGCUUUAGGCUUCUUGGAACAAACGAAAGAUCAAGAUUGUAUUACACGUACGGUAGGAUGUUAGUAAAGUUAGCCGAAGCAAUUGGUCGAUUGGUCCUAGCAGGAAGGGAUCUAACCCGCCUAGCAGGUUUCACAGCUAGAGUUACACAAUUAAAGACAGUGUUGAGUGAACUUAACUCUGGAAAAUACCAACGAACAAUGGUUUCCGGAUCAGAAUCUUUACAGAUCAACGGCGGAAAAUUAAUUUUCAGAAACAACAUCAUUAAAUUCCACAAAGUUCCUUUAAUAACCCCCAAUGGAGACGUUCUCAUUAACGAAAUCACUUUUGAAAUUAACUCCGGCAUGAAUGUGUUGGUAUGUGGUCCCAAUGGGGCCGGAAAGUCUUCCUUGUUUAGAAUUUUAGGAGAGCUUUGGCCUCUGUUCGGUGGUGAGCUCACGAAACCACCUAGGGGGAAAUUAUUCUAUAUCCCACAGAGACCGUACAUGACGUUAGGAUGCCUCAGGGAUCAACUGACAUACCCGCAUUCUGGGGCAGAAGCAGCGCGAAGAGGAACGACAGAUGCCAAGUUGGAGGAGUAUUUGCAAAGGGUGCAACUCGGAUACAUUUUGGAAAGAGAGGGUGGUCUAGAUGCUGUAGCGGACUGGUUAGAUGUUUUGAGUGGUGGAGAGAAGCAAAGGAUAGCUAUGGCCAGAUUAUUCUACCACCAACCUCAAUUCGCCAUUUUGGACGAAUGCACAAGCGCUGUAUCUGUCGAUGUAGAGGGCAGUAUGUAUAAGUAUUGUAGAGAUGUUGGCAUCACGUUACUUACAGUAUCACAUAGAAAAUCACUUUGGCAGCAUCACGAAUACGUAUUACAUUUAGACGGGCGAGGAGGAUAUAGUUUUAAACCAAUUGAUAAUUGUGAUGAACAAUUCGGAUCAUAGUGUCCGAAUUAUGAAAUAUAUUUUUAGGAGAAUUUCUCAAUAAACAAAUGUAGAAUCCAGAAACAAAUGUCGAAACAAACUACACAAAGCUAUAUACCACAAGGGCAAUUGAUACCUUAGUGUAUAUCACCAGUGUGUGAAAGUGUAUAUUUUUUUACAUAAAAUAAGAACACUUUAUACACAU
This is a messenger RNA of Diabrotica virgifera virgifera (western corn rootworm), 2338 nucleotides long. RefSeq names its product ATP-binding cassette sub-family D member 3 (gene Pmp70). Gene Ontology annotation, biological process: very long-chain fatty acid catabolic process; fatty acid beta-oxidation; long-chain fatty acid import into peroxisome. Gene Ontology annotation, molecular function: ATP binding; ABC-type transporter activity; ATP hydrolysis activity. The record is from RefSeq and is a predicted model, not a curated record. NCBI's taxonomy places the organism in Eukaryota, Metazoa, Arthropoda, Insecta, Coleoptera, Chrysomelidae. The transcript is spliced from 6 exons. Bases 181 to 2154 code for a protein of 657 amino acids. Gene Ontology annotation, cellular component: peroxisomal membrane.